Molecule: messenger RNA, 2148 nt
Organism: Fundulus heteroclitus (mummichog)
Lineage: Eukaryota; Metazoa; Chordata; Actinopteri; Cyprinodontiformes; Fundulidae
Product: cytoskeleton-associated protein 2
Exons: 7
Coding region: 122-1801 (559 amino acids)
Biological process (GO): negative regulation of microtubule depolymerization
Cellular component (GO): microtubule cytoskeleton
Source: RefSeq, a predicted model, not a curated record
AUGGAAUCGCAUCUACUGAAGAAGCAAAGCGGUGUGUUUGUCCCCCAGUCCAGACAGCGAGAUAUUGUGGAGGAUUCUCGUGGAGUACAGCUACUUUGCACAAACGCUGGAAGGCCACAUCAUGGACACCGUCACAAUUUCACGACGAGACCAUCCCAGUAAGAAAGGAAACAAGGAGAACACUCAGCCUCCAGCUGGAGCAAAGUCCUUUAUUAAAACGGGCAACACCUCAGUUGUGCCAUUCCAGCUCAGAGGCAACAAAAGAGAGGAUGCAUUUAACAAGAAUGAUUCUCUUAAAGGAAGAGCUAAAGCGAUGGCUAGGAAGCCGGUGUCUGCAGAAGCUCAAGCAAAGUUGCAGAGAGAUGCAAAAGGAGCUUCCGGAGAUGUAAAAAGGCAAACUCUCCAACCUACUGUCGCUGAAGCUCCAAAGCAUCCGGCUCCUGUGCCAUCAUCAAAAUCUGCUCCAGGGAUGUACAAAGGCAGGAUUGUUCAGUCAAAGAUUGGGUCCAUCUGGAAGUCAAGUGAUCCUCUGAGUGCCGCAGCAGUUUCUAAACCACCAGCACCCAAAUCAGAGAGCAAAAAUGCCAGAGACAUGGCGAAAACCAACCGGUCCAAAUCCAUAGCUGAGGUGUCCAGGCAAGAUACUAAAAGGCCAGUGCUGUUGAGGUCCAAGUCCGUUUCUGAUAAACCCCAUCAGGUGACCAGGUCUACUGGGUUGUGCUCCACACGGCCUCCUGCCCGAACCCUCACAGCUCCUGUAACCGCUACCAAAUCAAAAGUCCCUACUAUGGCUCCCAAUAAGCAAGGAGGGAAUCAGAACACAAAGCCAAAGAUCCCAGUGACUGGCAAGAAAGCUGGUAAACCUGUGGUCUCAAGUACACUGAGUCAGUACAGGGUAAACACGGAGACGGCAGAAGAAAAACGCGCGAAACUGGCCGAGUGGCUGGCCUCCAAGGGCAAGACCCUGAAAAGACCUGCCAUGACAACUAUGGGACCUCCAAAAACCAAGGUUUCUGCCAACGGCCAAGUGGAGCCAACCGUUCCUGGUGAGGCUGAGCUGCAUCUUGCUGCACGGCCUAAAACUGAACCUGGCCCAAGCCUGAAGGUGGACAGCCUGGAGCAUGAAAUCCAUGGUCCCUCUGCUGAAGCCCAGAGAGAGACACCAGGGAUCAUGAACACAAAACUGGAUCUGCUGGACGACUCGGAUGCAGAUCUGACUGCUCCGGACAGAGUAGAUGAUAUUGUUGUGAACCUUUGCGUCGCCUUGGAGGCCAUGGUGACUCCAUCAGGAAGCAGCGAUGAUGUUGACACACAGUGCGACCAACCAAAAGAAUGCAAAAGUGAAGAGUGGAAGGAUGAACAGAUUCAGGCUGAACAGACCAGAGAGGAGCCAGAAGUCACAGAUCAGAAAAUGAAGCAGGAACAUGUCGAAGAUGAAGAUGAGGGAAGUGAGGAUGAGGAUGUGAUGGAGACAACACCACCAACGGAUGCUUCAAUAAUUAAAUACAGUGUAAAGACCACGCCAUACUUGCAAAGUGUCAAGAAAACCAUCGAAGGGGAUGUCAGCACGAGCAUGUCGAGGAGAAAGAGCAACAUCAAGGACCUGAAGUUUCUGACACCAGUGCGCCGUUCCAGUCGCAUCCAGCAGAUCUCCUCCCACCUGCCCUCAAUGCUCGCUGAUCACGAUCCAUGCGUGUCGUCGCUGGCGGAGCUGGUGAAGCUGGAUGAUGAUCCCAAUGCGUACAUUUACAGGAAAAACCCUGCACUGCUGCAGGAGCUUCCAGACCAAAAUACAUCCUAAAUAUUUAGCUUCCUACUCACAUUAUAAAAAAAAAAAGAAAAAAAAAAAAAAAGAGGACUUUGAGCUAUUGCACACUAAAUUAACAUUUUGUUUUACUAACCUGAAGUAUCUGUAUGAAACUAUUCUACAGUUAUGGGAUGAGCAGUUUUUCUGCAGAAAAAGACAUCUAAUCUUAAAACACCUCAUCUUCUGUUGCGCUUUAGAGAAAAUUAUCAAAGCUCAGGAAGGUUAAGAGGACUUUACUGCACACUAAACAGAAGACCACCUGGAAACUCAGGAUGUGGGGCCAUAAUAGGACUUAUUUUACAUUGACAGCUCCAGUUAUAAUGAACAAAAAAAAAAAAAAA